Thrips palmi is the source of this 732-nucleotide messenger RNA. Its product is annotated as four-domain proteases inhibitor-like. The transcript is spliced from 3 exons. The record is from RefSeq and is a predicted model, not a curated record. Bases 155 to 385 code for a protein of 76 amino acids. Gene Ontology annotation, molecular function: protein binding. NCBI's taxonomy places the organism in Eukaryota, Metazoa, Arthropoda, Insecta, Thysanoptera, Thripidae.
UAAAGACAGUGCAGCCCGGAGCGGGUACCCAGUCCCAGACCCCCAGCGUCACAGACCAGACACCCCUGCACUUCGCUGCAUUCUGCCGCUCUUCGCUGCAUUCUGCCGCACUUCGCCGCUCCCUAUCCACAUUAGCCCCGUUCAACCAGUAAGGAUGGCUGUCCGCGCCCUGCUCGUCGUGCUGGCGGUGGCCUGCCUGGCGUGCUCGCUGGCGGCGCCGCUGUUGGACGUGACGAGCGCCUGCCGCUGCACCCGGGAGUUCAACGCCGUGUGCGGCACCGACGGCCAGACCUACUCCAACAAGUGCCUGCUCGAGUGCGCGCGCGCGCAGGGCAGCUCCCGGAUGGGCCAAGCUCUGUCGCUAGCCAAGUACGGACCGUGCUAGGAAAUGCCUGCCGCCGCACUGCGCCACGCCACGCCACGCCUCCCAGUGCGUGCGGCCACAGACAUCGCCCCGCCGAACGAGCAACGAGCCCGGUGAUCCACUGCCGAGUCGGUGGCACGAGUGAAACGGAGUGAAGGCCACAGCGUGUGCGGCCUACCAAAUCAUGAGUGUACCUUGAUUAAAUGUAAAAUACUGUACCGUAGUAAGCGAAUCAAGACUGACUUUUAGUGUAAGAGAACCGUUACGUUCGUUCUCUUUUCGUGAUCUGUGUAUAAAUGUUCUAAUUUAUGUAGAGUGUAAUUAAUUUAUUUGCGAAUCGAAUAAACAGCGGGGAAAGCUGCCAGUAA